CCGUAAACACUUCCGCACAAACCGGAAAUAAGCCCCGUAUGUCAUGUGACUUAGCUGGUAGCUGGUAGCUCUUGUUUAGCAUGUAGAGCGUCUCAGCGGUGUUUAAAGUCAUCUGAAGACGAGACUUAACUAGAUCAGACCGUCAUGGCAGACGAUUUGAAGAGAUUCCUGUACAAACAGCUCCAAAGUGUUGAAGGUCUUCAUGCCAUCGUAGUGACGGACCGAGACGGUGUUCCAGUUGUGAAAGUUGCCAAUGACAACGCCCCCGUCCAAGCGCUGAGACCCGGUUUCUUGUCCACCUUCGCUCUGGCCACAGAUCAGGGCAGCAAACUCGGCCUGUCCAAGAACAAGAGCAUCAUCUGCUACUACAACUCCUACCAGAUUGUGCAGUUCAAUCGCCUCCCCCUGGUUAUCAGCCUGAUCGCCAGCAGCGGUGCCAACACAGGUCUGAUCAUGAGUCUGGAGAAGGAGUUGACUCCUCUAAUAGAGGAUCUGAGGCAGGUGGUGGAGGUGACAUAGUCUCCGACUCACCAGAAGACUUGCUGCUCACCACCAUCCUCACGAUGUGUUUGGGUUCUGUAGGAAAUUCUGCCUGCAGCUUGUUCAGUGUGGACCAGAUUCAUUCACGUUGCUGUAAAUGUUUCCAUCUGUGCUUUUAGUCUGAAUAAAUGUGUGGGUUCUGGG
This is a messenger RNA of Nothobranchius furzeri (turquoise killifish), 684 nucleotides long. RefSeq names its product late endosomal/lysosomal adaptor, MAPK and MTOR activator 3 (gene lamtor3). Lineage: Eukaryota; Metazoa; Chordata; Actinopteri; Cyprinodontiformes; Nothobranchiidae. Gene Ontology annotation, cellular component: Ragulator complex. The record is from RefSeq and is a predicted model, not a curated record. Gene Ontology annotation, biological process: cellular response to amino acid stimulus; positive regulation of TOR signaling.